AUGAUGACGCUCGAUGAUUUGCGUCUCCCGAUACUGGAUCAGCUCACUGUUCCAGUCUUCUACAACGUGUCCGAUGAGCAGGUACCGUAUACCGUCAACGAUUUGCUCGCUCCAUUCGAUCUGGACGACUUCGGCAUCGAAGGCUGUGAAAUAAACAGUCUGCUCUAUCCACUGAAGACAUCCUCACAGGUGCACCUAUUACCCAGCAUCGAACUCCUGCAAGAACAUUGGACGCCAUUCGAUGACAGCCUCGAAGAAGGUACGGCAGUGCACUUUGUCAUCAUUGACAGAUUUCUUUUCCAGUUUUUCUUGGAUCGGGCUGCACAAUUUCACAAUACAAUUCAUCUCGGAGGUCAUCCAGGUCAGCGUUUUUCGCACCAGACCCGACUGGAAGUACACCUCAUGCCAUCCACCGAAUCCAUCGAGAUGAUCAGCCGCAUCCAUGGAGAAUGUUGCCGACUUCGCACAGAAGUUGUGGGUUUGCGUAGCCAGAUCCAGCGCACUGAGCAGCGCCUGGGUUCCCUCAUUGAAACAUUGGGGGUCGCAUUCCCACAUCUGGCUGCGGAUUUGGGGCUCACCCUUCAAAUGAGUGAUCUGGAACCGACACCAGGAGGUGUGUAA
Molecule: messenger RNA, 621 nt
Organism: Cladocopium goreaui
Lineage: Eukaryota; Dinophyceae; Suessiales; Symbiodiniaceae
Source: the annotation of a GenBank genome assembly